Molecule: messenger RNA, 1504 nt
Organism: Scylla paramamosain (green mud crab)
Lineage: Eukaryota; Metazoa; Arthropoda; Malacostraca; Decapoda; Portunidae
Exons: 2
Coding region: 440-1462 (340 amino acids)
Source: RefSeq, a predicted model, not a curated record
CGACCGUUCAGCCGCGGACUUCGGUUACUGACGGUACGGUCUCCGCCAAGCAAGCUCUUAGCCCCGCACACUCCCCGGCUAAGUGCUGUGGCGGAUGCUGCGGCGGCCAGGGAUGUAGAGAUGCAUCGUGGCGGAACUUAGCAAUACGGAAUGAAGCUUACCGUUCUCCCUUCCUGCACAAGCUGAUUCUUACCCGCCUUAAGUUGGAACCAGUGGAAUAUUACCCAGUGGUUCCAGAAUGGUGUAGUGAUAAGCGGCAGUAAGUGAGGUUCUAUUGCCAAAGUUUAGUCCUUUCAAGAGUUACUGAGCGGACAAAAAACUUAACAUCCUGAAUCACACCGAUAGAUCUUUGCAGCAGCACUGGGUGGCAGAUGCCUGGGUGCAGGAACAGCAACCAGCCGGUGAGGCGGGCGAGGCUUACGGUGAGGCGCGUCUGGGGAUGACUGUCACCGUGGCGUACGGAGGCUCAGACAGCAUCCCGGGGGGCGAGGCGUCCCCCGGCCUCCCCUCCCUGGUAACCUCGGAGUUUCGCCACAGCAGCGAUGUGGGCUUCAUGCGUGUUGUGGAGGAGGCGUCCCGGGCAUCGCCUCUUUCGCAGAUUACUAUCGGCAAUAUGGAACCUUUCCUGCGGAAGAGAGGCCAGUCGCCGGCGUCCAGAAUAUCGGGGCUGGGCUGGGACGCCGCCAGGAAUGCCGACGACGCGGUCACGUUUGACUGGUCAAGAAACAUAAGCAAGGUGAAGGACACUCUGAGGUCCAAUGCCAGGCUGUCAUCCAAGGAACGCAACCGCGGAAGGUCUACCAGCCAGCCUACUGGUGCCACGCUGCGCCGACACGCCAAUCGCUGGCGCGGUGACGGCAUCAUGACCCCAACCAAUGGUGACGCUGUGCCGCGGCAAGACCACUUCAGCGAGGUGGUGGUGGACAUCACCAGCCGCGAGCCCAGCCCCCUGGCCAGGCACCACCACGUUAAGUGGCCCUCCGUUGUGUCCCUUCACGGACGGACGCCGAGCGGCCGCCGCCGCCACAGACGAAAUUCCCUUACUAAAGAUAAAAACAAACACGCUCUCACAAAAUUUCCACAAAUAAGCGGAAAUGAGGAGCCUGUCAAUCGCGUGCCGCCGCUGCCCGCUGCCCAGCACGUCCAGGACCAAGACACAGACUCAGACUCUCAAAGCAAGACAAGGAGUAGUUUGUUGCAGUUUGAGGACCCCAGGAGGCCUACACCCUCGCGACGACCGCAGCGACCCGGCACUGUGCGGAGUCCUGUGCUGUUCCGCAGCCCAAGGAGCUCCUUCAGCAGGCCCUACGAUGGGAAGAGUCUCCUUCACGACAUAACUUCUACGGCAGAAGCCCUGAAUGAUGAACUGACUCAAAGAACACCGGGGUGGCAGAAGGAGGGGAGGCCUCUGGAGCACACCGCUGCUGGAGGCAAUAAGAGGGCAGAUCUAGAAGGUAAGUGAAUCAAUAGUGAGUAAGCAAGCUGUUUAUUUUUUUUUUCUUUU